AUGGACGCCCCUUCCAUUAACAUAGAUAAAGACGAUUAUUUUUCCAAUCAUACUAGUGCGCAUUUUACUCAACAACCACCUUUUGUUGCUUCACCUUCUGCUGUUUCACCUUCUGGUAACCCUAACAAAAGAGCUAAACCCUCAACUCUUAGACCUCGAGUUCAUAGUGCCUCACUUGAUCCACCUUUGUGUGCCUCGCCUAAAGCUUCUAUUACUACUGAUGAUUUAGAGAAGCUUGAGUUGCUCGAGUUAGGCCCAGUAGACCCUCUACGAUUUGUUGUGUAUCACAUUUUUGGAGGGACCAUGAAUAUAAGAGAGAUAUGGGUAAUUUGCCCAAUGAUCCAAAGAUACUAA
Lactuca saligna is the source of this 354-nucleotide messenger RNA. The record is from the annotation of a GenBank genome assembly. NCBI's taxonomy places the organism in Eukaryota, Viridiplantae, Streptophyta, Magnoliopsida, Asterales, Asteraceae.